This is a messenger RNA of Mucor velutinosus, 3405 nucleotides long. RefSeq lists its product as uncharacterized. The record is from RefSeq and is a predicted model, not a curated record. Bases 1 to 3405 code for a protein of 1134 amino acids. Lineage: Eukaryota; Fungi; Mucoromycota; Mucoromycetes; Mucorales; Mucoraceae. The transcript has a single exon.
AUGGGAGACUUCAACUACCAGUACAAGGAUCGUCGAGUCGAUGGCACCCUCACCAGUGCACCAGUAGAAUGGACCGAUCUACUCGAUGAUUACUUUAUUGACGUUUUUGGGGAAGACAAACACAACACAUGGCAUAGUGGAAGCAAUUCAGGGAUUCUGGAUUACAUCUUUUGUAGUUCAAACGCCCAUCAUCUAGUCACUAGCACCAACCAGCAGUAUCUGUCUCCUGCCUGGACCGACCAUGAACUCUUGGGAUUCUCUUUUCGAUAUCAAGAUGCGAAUGGCCGUGGCCCUGGUAACUGGAAGGCAAAUCCGUUCUUGGCUUGCAACAAAACAUUUAGGAAGGCAUUGGCAGAAUUCCUCAUUGAUAGUGAGGCGCGUCUGGCAGAAAUCAAGCGUUUCUCCACUCCCCAACAACAAUGGGAUUGGAUCAAAGCCGAAGUAAAGAUGUUUAUCAAACAGUAUCAAAUGGAGGAUUUGAACUGGCGGAAACAACAGCUACACCGACUGCUAUCAAAGAGAAACAAGAUGAUGCGGCAUAAGAAGACAAGAGGCUUGGUGUUUCAAGGCUUGGACACGGUUAAUCAACAGAUUCAAUCUCUCCAGCACUCUCUUGCAGAAAUAGAGAUCUUGAAGGCAGGAAAAUUUUGGCGGGAACAUGGUGAGAAAUCUCCAGGCUUCCUGAAGCGCUCUGUGGUGUCUCGAGAAAAUCGUCGUUCAAUUGUGGAACUCAGGAACCCUACAACUGGCGAUCUAUGUCAAGAUCAACCUAGUAUCUCCAACAUUGCUACCAACUUUUACACUUCACUGUUCACACCGGAGGCUCUGGAUUCAACCUCCCUCAGUGUUAUAAUUCGCAACAUCCCAGGUCAUUUGAAGCUCAACAGCGAGCAGCAGGAAUCAUUGAUGAUGCCGAUUGAUGUGGAGGAACUCUUGACCGAUAGCAAGCAGACUCGUCGUUUGAGUAGUCCUGGACCUGAUGGAUUACCUUAUGAAAUCCUGUACUUGGUAAUGAAAUUUCCACCGUUCCAUGAUCUCAUCCAAUUAGUCUACAAUGAAGCUUUAAAGAAGGGUAAGUUCCCGCCAUCUUGGAACGAAUCCGUCAUGUGUCUGCUUUACAAGAAAGGCGAUCCAGCUGAAAUGAAGAACUACCGUCCUCUGUCUCUGGCUAAUUCAGACUACAAGCUCUUCACUCGCAAUAUCAACCGUCGAAUCAUGGAAGUCUCUUCCAACUUGAUCAGCCGACAUCAGCUUGGGUUUAUUCCUGGUCGAUUCAUUGCUGAAAAUGGAAUGAUCUGCCAGCUCCUAAUGGAAGAUGCUCAACGGAAAUGGUCCAUCGCUGAACAACAGGAAAAUGAUCCUUCCUUUAACACUUUGGAUUAUGACAUCGGUCUUCUUCUGGAUCAAGAAAAGGCAUACGAUCGGGUGAACUUGGAAUAUUUGAGGAAGGUAUUGGGGAAAUUUGGGUUUCCUCGCCCUAUUAUCAAGUGUAUCUCCAAGUUGAUGGGUGACAACCUCAUACGUAUCAACAUCAAUGGCCAUCUGUCAACUGAAGUGGCGAAACUUCGAGGCUUGAAGCAGGGGGAUCCUCUCUCUCCUGUACUGUACAACUUGGCAUUUGAACCUUUUCUGCUUGCAAUCCUGCAUGAUCGCCAAUUUCAAGGCUACUUGAUGGGUACUGCACGAACAAAACUCCUGUGCUAUGCUGAUGACGCUUUGGUGUUUAUCCAUGACUCCAAUGAUUUGACUCGGUUACAGCUCCAUAUGGCUCGUUACUGUGCUGCCUCCAACGCCAAGUUCAAUAAUGCCAAGGUGGAAGCCUUUUCAGUGUCUGGUCGGGAUACAUGGGAUAUGUGGGAUGGUCCAUUAUCACAAAUGGGUAUCACACAUCUCCAUUCUGUUGAGGACGAUGAACCGUUGACCUAUCUGGGAUUUCCUCUCGUCCAAAGUAGGAUUCAGCGAGUUCACUUUAUGGGUGCUUUGGUAACAAAGAUCAAAACUGCCAUCCAGAUUCAUUCUGGUCGCUCCCUGUCGGUCGUUGGAAAGGCUACAGUGCUGAACUCUCUUUUGCUCUCCAAGCUAUGGUACAUCCUGCGUGUUACGCCUUUGACUCAAGCUGACUUCAAGCAGCUGCGUUCUCUGGCUAUUCAGUUCUUGAGAAGAAACAUCUUCCCCGUCAUCCCUUGGAAGGUGUGGACUCUACCAAAGGACAAAGGUGGUCUCGGUGUUGUAGACAUCCAAAUACAAGCUUCAGCUUUGUAUUUUCGUUGGCUCCACCCAUUACUGGUUCAAGAUCAAGAUGUCAUAGAUUCCCAUCCUGUGUCGUACCUCUUAAGCUACCACAUUCGCAAUGUUAAUGGUUACCCCCACCAUCAAAUCCCGCUGCUAUUUCCCUCUGCUCGUCGUACUAAGGGGUUGAAAAAGCAACGCACGGGAACUGUCGAUAUGUUAUAUCGUACAGUUGACUAUCUUCCUAAGUUGUUUGAUGCGGCACCGAUCAAUUCUGCAACUGCCAUGGCUCUUCCAUUACAGGCGGCUUUCUAUGUUCCUCCAUCCUCCUCACUGGUUGUUCCUCUUAAAGUCAAAGAGAUGAUGGUUUCUGAUGUAUUUCAGUACGAUGCCCUGCUUAACUUUGUACAUUGGAGAGACACUCGUGACCCUUCCCUCCUCAGGUGGAAGAGAGCUCCUUCAACAGUGUUCAGAGGCCUCGCAUCUGGCACUCUUAAAUUCCAGCCCUACUUCCUCCCAGUGUGUAAUCCAGCCCCUGUAGUAGAUCCUGGAGUCUCUUUUGCGCCGCUGGUGGAUCAAUUUUGUCUGCACGAUGGCCAAUCUCUUAGAAACGCUCAGGCUUCCGCCAAAACAUUUCGUCUGUCUGUACUGUCGUCGGUGGAACAGCCCUUGGUCUUGCAAAAUGUCUCUGCUGCUAAUUGGAAAUUCUUUUGGUCCCUGUCUCUUACCUACAUUCAACGUAAUGUGAUAUACCGAUUCAUCGCAGGCUGUAUCCCUUCUAGAAGCAGAUUACACUACAUGAUGCCUGCAUUUUUCGAGUCCCACAAUUGUCCUGUCUGCUUGUCUCCCAAUGAAACUGCCAGCCACCUGCUCUUUGACUGUCCAUCCAAAGAAAAGGUAUGGCAAGGCGUCAUUUUUGAGUUCCUAUGGCCCACCACGUCCAUCACUGACAUCAAAGAGGCUCUUCUGUCCCUGGACUUUUCAGAUAUCUGGUACUCCCAAGUCAAAGGCAUCCAUCCAUACAGAAUCCUACUCAUCACCCUGUCUCAAAUAUGGCUAGCCCAUAUGCGCUUUGUUUUUGACGGCACUAUCUUUGUCCCUGAGGCGAUUCUGGUACAUAUCCACUCCACUGUCCGACAGACAGUGGAUGAAGAUCAAAUCCAUUCCCUCUUGUAA